Messenger RNA from Drosophila busckii, 852 nucleotides. Its product is annotated as tetratricopeptide repeat protein 12. The transcript is spliced from 4 exons. Gene Ontology annotation, molecular function: protein binding. The record is from RefSeq and is a predicted model, not a curated record. Bases 60 to 773 code for a protein of 237 amino acids. Lineage: Eukaryota; Metazoa; Arthropoda; Insecta; Diptera; Drosophilidae.
ACACAACACACAUAGUUAAACCUUUAAUUAAACAAAAAAAAUAAAUAAAUAAAUAAACAAUGCAGAGCGUUAAUCAUGGGGAAUGCAAUGAAAGUUUUCUCACAGGUGCCAACAAAGUGGUGGACCUAAUACAAUUUUUCGAAGGCAUGGUGAGCGCCAACAAAAUGGACGAAACACUAGAUGGCAAGAAGAAGCAGCCAGUGGAAGUUAAGGAUAUUAGCGCUGAAGUAACUGACGACAACUUUGUAAUCUCGCAGCGCUUGGGCGCUGAUCGCAUGAGCACAAGUGUAUCUGCCAAGAGAAGCAGAUCGAGACUGAACAAAGCAGCUGCCAACUUGAAUCAGUUUACAUUUAUGCGGCAGCUUGACCAGACCGAUGAGCAACAAGUCCAAGCGCGCAUUGAGCGUGAGCGUGUGGCCAACAAUUAUCGCAGACAGGGCAACUUUGAGUAUCGUCGCAGUCACUUUGAGAGUGCCAUCGAGCUGUAUACGCGAGGCUUGGACUAUAUACACGAUACUCCCGUGCUGUAUCUGAAUCGAGCCUGUUGCUAUAUAAAACUGCGUAACUAUAAGCGCGCCCUUAUAGACUGUGAUUAUAUACUCAACCACUUGGAUCCAAAGUAUUUGCGCGCUUGGCUUUAUCGGGCUGGUGCCUAUCAGCGUUUGGGUGAUGAUCAAAAUUAUGAAUAUAGCGUUUAUCAGGCCAAGCGCUUGAACUACAAGGACUUGGAAUACAUUGAAACAUUUUUGGAAAAGGUGCGCAGUCACUUUUAGCUAAAGCUCACAAAUUAUUUGUACACACUGCGGUAUAAAUCGAAGUCUUAAUGAACUUAGCUUUUCAAACACUUCAAAA